GGGUUGCUUCGGCGACAAGCCCAAAUAAAACGGAGUCCUCAGAGGAAAUGAGUGAAGAGGUCGCUUCACAAGAUGGCCCGCUUGAAAAGCAGGAUGCCUUGGAAGAAGCUGGAGGUGGCCCUGUGGAUCUAAGCUCUGAGAACCACACAGUUUCCACACCAGAGCCUGGCAAACAGACGGAGGCUGAGCAGUCGCCUGCGAGUGAGAUUAAAGAUGUAGAGCAUGCUGUUUCUGAAAGUAUUGAGGCCAACGAAGGGAGCAGUGGAGAGGAAAAGAAGGAAAAGCAGAAGAGUAGAAUUCCAGAAGAUUUAUAUUAUGACUAUGAGGAGCUCUACUCCAGACCUUUCACUACUGAAGGCUCCAGCAUCCCUCAGAAUCUGCUGCAACUUUCACAUUCAUUUGGAUAUGACUGCAGGCGUAGGGCUAACCUGCAGCUGCUGGACGAGCACACGCUGGCCUUCGUGGCUGGAAAUGUGCUGGUCCUCCUGGACAUUCGCACCAAAGAGCAGCAUUACAUACGCAGCUGCAGUGGAGGAGGCAUAGGCACAAUUAUGCCUCAUCCCAGCAGGAGGUACGUUGCUGUGGCGGAGAAAGGCGAGCAGCCCAACAUCAUUAUUUAUGAAUACCCUUCACUGCGCCCCUACAGGAUCCUCAGAGGUGGAACAGGUCGGGCGUACACUUUUGUGGAUUUUAACCGUCAGGGCACCCUGCUGGCCAGCGUUGGCAGCGCCCAUGACUACAUGCUGACCCUGUGGGACUGGAGGCAGGAGCAAGUGAUGCUGCGCUGCAAAGCAUUUUCUCAGGACAUCUAUAGAGUGACUUUCUCUCCAGAUAACCCAGGACAGCUCACCACCUCCGGCUCUGGGCACAUCAAGUUCUGGAAAAUGGCAAACACUUUCACUGGUCUGAAGCUGCAAGGCAUUCUGGGAAGAUUCGGAAAAACAGCUCUGACUGAUAUAGAGGGAUAUGUGGAGCUUCCUGAUGGAAAGGUGGUCUCUGGUUCGGAGUGGGGGAAUAUGCUCCUGUGGGAUGGAGGCUUGAUAAAAGUGGAGAUUUGUCGAAAGGAUGGACGGACUUGUCACAGUGGGGCCAUCCAGCAGUUUGCACUGGAUGAGGGGGAGCUGAUGACCAUAGGCACUGAUGGAGCGGUCAGGUGCUGGGAUUUCGAGAACAUUGACACAGCAGACAGUGUGGAUGACAGUGGGCUCUUUGAGAUUGAGCCCAUGAAUGAGCUGAUAAUUGGCCGCAAUGUGAGCUUGACCUCAAUGGUCAAGAGCGCCAUCCCAGACUCUACUAUCUGGUAUGCACAGGAUUCUAAUGGAGGAAUCUGGAAACUGGACCUGUCUUUCUCCAAUAUUACGCAGGAUCCAGAACAUCUUUUCUCGUUCCAUGCUGGGGCCAUUGAGGGAAUGGAUGUAUGUGGCUGCAGUCACUUGAUGGCCACCACUGCACUAGACCGUUCUGUCAGGAUUUUUGACUUCCUCUCAAGGAAAGAACUCACAACCUGCCGCUACAAACAGGGGGGAACCUCCCUCACCUGGGCCCCCUGCAUGGAGCGCAGCAAUGAGGGUUUGGUGGUAGUGGGUUUUGAUGAUGGUGUAGUGCGUCUGUUGGAGUUGUUUAACCCUCACAGCCUCAGAGCAGUCGCUGGGCGCGGUCGCUCUGGAGAAGCUGAGCUCCGCCUCAAGCAGGCCUUCAAACCCCACAAUGCACCUGUGACUGCCAUCUCCUAUGAGCGCAACGGGACCAUCAUGGCUACUGGGAGUGUGGACUGCACAGUGUUUUUCUUUGUGGUAGGGGAGCAAUAUGAGCCUAUAGGCUUUGUAACUGUCCCAGGACCAGUGCAGGUCCUCCAAUGGGCUCCUCAGUCACAUGAGAGAAACACACUGUUGGUGGCAUGUCAGACUGGCCAUGUAGUGGAAAUUGAGGCUCCUGGCCCAGAUGCUCAGAAUGAUGGCAGCACAUACCAACUCCAGAACCUUCCCAUCAGACUCUUCUACUUCAGCAGCAUCAAAUCACGCAUCAAGAGGGAUGCAGAGAUAGGGCGCAGACAGGCUGUGAAGGAAAAGAAAAAGCAGGAGCGAGAGGAGAGAUUACGGAAAAUGAAGGAGCAGGGGCAAGAGCCCACAGAGGAGGAGCUGCAUGAGGAAGAGGACAGAGAGGAGGAGGAAGAGUUACCACCACUAUACAUCCCUAACCCCCCCAGUCCUCUGCACUGUGCCUUUUACUCACAUCCUGGAGCCUUCUGGCUUUCUAUGGGGGGCUAUGACUCAGGUUAUCUGUAUCACUGUAAGUUUGCGGAGCAGCAGUCUAUGGAUAUUUUAGAGCAGAGAGAUGAGCCGUUCUCCUUUAUCCCUGUGCAGGACACUGAACACAACCCCAUCCUCACAGUCUGCUUUAGUGCGGAGAGGCAGCUGCUGCUGUGUGGGAUGCAGGAUGGCAGUAUCCGUGCGUUUCUUCUGGAAGCAGGUGAGUUGCCCCCAGGCUCCAUGCAGGCGUACUGGGCCCUUAGUGUCCACGAUAAUCAGCAUGCCAGCAUCCGCCAGCUUCGCUUCAGCCAUGACAGCAACUGUGUUCUGAGUGGCGGAGCGGAUGGAAACAUCUUCAGCUUCAAGCUGCUGGAGCAGGAGGAGCUGCAGAAACACCAGGCAAAAAUUCCCUCACCCCGCAUUGGCCUGGAGGCAGAGCCAGCAGCCCCAGAUAUAGAGGACCCUGCUGCAUACAGUAUAGAGACGGCUAAGCAGAAGCUAGAACUGGAACGCAUGCAGAAGGAGGCCGAGUUGCGGAAGCAGGAGAAGCGCAAGAAGUUGUCAGAGUUACAGAGUCAAUUCCAGAAACUGUUGCAGCAAAAUCAGAGUCUCCCAGAACACGUCCGUCUGCAGCGUGUGGAGUUGGAGUUGGACCACCGCUUCCGUGAAGAUGCAGAAAGAGUGGCAGCUGAGAAAGUGAGAGAAGUGAGGAGAGAGUUAGCCUGGGAGGAGGAGAGACACCGUCUCAGUCUCCAGAAGCUACAGGAGAGGUUUUGGAAUUUACUGAUGUGUGACAUAGUGACACUGACAGCGAUUGAGAGUGAUUAUAAAGUGUCCACCUACAGGCUGCAGGUCAUGUCCAGUAAGUUUCAACAGAUGAAAGAACAUGAUCAGACUGUCCAGCAGCCAAGCACAGUUGAGCAGGAGCGCUGGCACAAUAAAGGAGAACAGAAAGACCCUGGAAACAUCACAGGUUGGAGUGAGAGCAAAUGUGUGUGGUGCACAUCAGUGCAGGAGGGUCUAGCAGAGCCAGUUGUACUGCAGCCACGGGUUCCGCAGGCGGGGGGCAGUAAACUGGCAGGCAGACAGGCUGAGAAACUGCGCAAGGCAGCAGAGAAAGCAAAGAGAGUCCGUGCCAAGAUUGAGAAGAGAAAGAAGGAGUGGGCUGAGCUCUAUGCUGCGAAACCCAGUGAGGACUGUGAAGACCCUGAGGAUGUACGUGCAAUCCAAUUUGCCACAGAGAACAUGGGUGACUUCAAACUGAAAACAGCCAAAGACUUCACAGUGCCUGAGCACCUGAGGAUGAACGUGGAGAAGAAGAAAGCACAGCUGGUCAUCCUGGAGGAACAGAUCUAUCAGAGGAAGAGUGAGAUGAAUGAGCGUGUGCUGGCUCUGCGGGACUCGAAAGUGGCGCUCAUUUCCCUGCUCCGCUCUCUUCUGAGCCAGCUACGAACCCUGCAGGAGCUGCUGCCUGUGGAGAAGCGUCGCCCGCUGCCUAGUGUGCCCACCCUGCUGCCCGAGGAGACACCCGAAAGGAAGCUGCGCUACAGCCGUGCAACCUUGCAUCGCUAUGCCACCCUGAGGGACAAAGUGGGCUGUCCCACUCAGGAAAAAGGACAGGAACAGACACAGGAUGUGCUGGAGCUUCUCCAACGAGAGAACGAAGAGGACAUACACACAGAGGAGGAGCUUACACACUCACAAGAAAACACACACACACAGGAGCAGCUCACUGAACUGGAGCUGGAGAUGAAGCAUGUGGAGGAGAUCCGCAGCCUCUACAUGCAGGACACACUGAUCAAACAGAUGGAGGAGGCAGUGUGGUGUUUUGAUGCUGAGUUGCGUUUGCUGCGGGGCGAGAAGCUGCGGCUGGACGUUCAGAUGAAGCUGGCUGACCUGCGGCACGUCACGCUGUUUCAGGAGCUUCUCCUGCUCAAAGAGUUUGAGAAGAGAGAGAACACACUUCAGGAGAGACUCAACACCCGCAUGCAGGAAGAGACAGAGCUGAGGCUGAAACUCGAGGAGUGUAAGCAGCAGUUGGAGUUGAAGAAGAGAGACAUAGCCAAACUGCAGGAGAGAGAGAAAGCUCUUACCGCUACCUUCCUCGCCUCACUUGGGGAAAACAAUAAGUUUACAGACUUUCUCACCAGAGUCUUCAAGAAGAAGAUCAAACGAGUGAAGAAGAAAGAGAAGACCAGCACUGAGGAGCAACAGGAGGACAGUGAUGACGAUUCUGAUGAAGAGUCAGGCUGGGGUGAUGAUGAGGAUGAUGAGGAGUCGGAGAGUGGUGCUGGUGUGCUGGAUGACAGUGUGUGUCCACCAAACUGUGAUCCAGAGCUGUUUGAGAACACAGUGAAAUUGCGUGAGCACCGUCUGGAUGUGGAGGAGCUGCUGCUGGAGGAGAAGAAGAGCGCAGACAGCCUAAAGAAAGAGUGUGACUCUCUGCUUAAGAAAGAGAAGAUAGUGCAGAGCAGUCUGAAAGCAGCAGAGGGCGACCUGGAGCUCUUCAACCGAGAGAAGCAACAGAAACUAAAUGAGCUGGAUGUGGUCGUCCCACUAAGACUGCACCAGAUUGAGUAUACAAAUGAUGACGUGGUCCCUUCUAAGUUGGGCAUGGCCUUGGUUCUGAAUACAGCAGCAGUGGGGCACCUACAGGAGCGCAUUAAGGAGCUGCAGCAGGAGAAGAACCAGCAGAGGGAGCUCUACAGACAUGCCCGCCAGCAACAUGUACAGCUCAGCCACGAGCGCAGAGAAAUGGAGGCCAAGAUACUAGAGUUAGAGGCUCGCUGUGAGCGGAUGAUGAUGAUGAAGUUUGGUAAGCUAGUGGACCUGGAGGCCCUGCAGACUCUGUCGGGCAGCAGGACGCUGGAGGAGAUGAGGCAGGAGAGCCGAGUUAGAGAGGCAGAGUACACGCAGGAGCUCAAACUCUGGCAGGACAAAGUGGCUGAUGCCAGGCUGGCAGUGACCGAAGUGACCAGAGAGCACACUGAGCGCCUGCACAGACUCAACAGCCUACUGACCAAACAAAAACAACUGGAGGAUAAACUUAACACCAGACAGAGGAAAAUGGGUGCGCAGUUCCAGGGUCGGCGGCAGGUUGAGGAAGAGGAGCGGCGACGAAUGCAGAAGCUGAUCCAGAGUCAGGCUGAUGAAAUUGAGUCACUGAGGCAGGAGAUAGGUGCCCUGUCCCGAAAAGGUGGACACAUUCUCCCCCCAUCCCAGCCCAGCCUACCUGCCAUCCCCACUAUGCCACUCGCCCACAUGCAGCAUACACACACACGCUUCAGCAUGGGCUGGAGACACUCCCCUAGCAGCAGCCAUGAGGUGGAGUAGACCACUGCUUUAGCUCAGCUUUAUACACAAACACUUCAGCACAUGCACAAACACAAUCUUUGAUCAACUUAGUCAUUUACACAGUCAUAUACUCUCACUGUUCCCUAUUAAUUAUAUAAUCAUCCCUACCCACUCACCCACUGUUUCUCAGUGACAGCUCAGGCCACAAAUAAACAAGCUUUUCAUUUUGGCUUGCAAACUGCUUUUUGUUUGCUCACUGUCUUUAUUACUACUACACUACUACUACAAAUACACUUGUUUACAUGUUUUUCACCUUGCAUGAUCUAUUGGUAUCUAUAAAAUGGAAAAAAGUUAGCUAAGCAUUGAUGAGAACAGUAGUAGCAACCCCUUUAAAGCUUGUCCAUUUUUGUAAAUAACUGUAUGUCAAUAAUUACAGUUGGGCGAUAUGGCAAAAAUAUAAUAUCGCAAUACUUCAGGUUUUCAGGUAUUGGAAUACUGUGUGGCAAUAAAUCCAGACAGAUGAGACUAACUUUGCUCUCUCUAUAAUGAAACAUGCAGUUGGUCAGUGUUCCAUGAGUAGUGAUGAUACAUAAGAUAUGUUUGGAAAAGUGUAUUGUAUUGUGAGAUAAUUUAUCAUAGUAAUAAAAUAUAUUGUCUUAUUGCCCAGCCCAGGGGUCGGCAACAUGCAGAUCUUUUACUGCCCUGUUGUGGCUGUACAGCAGCUGGUGUGCAGACUGUUGGUCACCAUAGUAAUGCAGAUAAUAGUCUCGCCUAGCUAGUAUCUAAUGAAAAGACGAAGAGAAAUAUUUAAGACAGACAUCGGACAUUUGGAGACUUAUUUGCAUUUAUAAGUACUCCAUUUAUAAAUGCAAGUACUGCAUUUAUAAUUUUCCCAUUCCACCUUGAAUGGUGCAGCAGUUGCAUUCUGAUGCCACUGGGACCAUUUAAGGUGGAACAUUUGAGCAAGAUGCAGUUGAAUAAGAAAUGACUUCAGCCUCGUAAAAAGUCAAACGUUGAGAGACAUUUUACAAGAAACUGUUCUACUUUUGAGGAAAAGUUUCUUGCCAGAGAUGCGAGAAAAGCAGCUAUAACUGAGCUAAAGCUUAAAGCAGAGCAAAGCAAGUCUUUGUUUUCGUUUAUGUUUUAGUCUGUACUAGAACAUUAGCUAGCACAUAUUAAGACAUGUUUUCAGCCAAGAUAGUAAAAAGUUAUUUAAAUAAAAUGGGUAUAAAAUAUUGUGGCUCUAAAGAUUAGAUUUUUUUUUAAAGGACAUAAUGACUCUCAUUAAUAUUUUGGUUGCCCUUGGGGGAAAGGGGAAAUUUAGAUUUUUGUCUUGAAGCACUUUUAUAGGUAUAGUUGUUUUAUACUAAUUAUUUGUACUUACUGAAACAAGCAGAGAAAGGUAUGUGCAAUUUCUAAACUCUGAAUGCAUACGUUCUCAACGUAGAACAUAUUUUAUAAUGAUUUGAAUCAUUUUAGUUUCUUUACAUUGAAACAAACAACUAAAAGAUACAAGUGCAGGCUCAAAGGUGUCUAUGCAGAACACAAAGUGAAUGUAUGUGUAAUUCAUUAAAUAUCUGUGUAAUGAAAAAAUAUAAUGAUGUAGUUAUAUAUUUAAGUGAAAGUAAUAACUCUCAAUGUCUUAGAGUGAAAGCUGGUGUCCUUUACAUGCAAAGACAUGUUUGGCUCGCGAGUGGGCGGCUCAGCUUUGGCCUGCUUAUUUAAGCAGAUUUUUGGUCCUGUCCACUUCCCCUGACCACAUUAAAGCAGGAAAGCUCUUGAGUUUGUUCGGCCUCCACAAUGGGCCGCCAGCCGAUCAAAAGAGGUAAAUAUUGCACAUAAUAACUGUGUGCUUUCAUAAAGUGGCUGGGAAUUGCGGCGCAAAAUGCCAGGUUAGGGGUCGUCACGGAAACGCAGCGAGCGCAGGGCGGGGCUCUUUGUGCCUGGACGGCUGAGUGGUGGAGAGGGUGAAUAGGGGAUUAACCCCGCCCCAGUGGCUCUCAAUGCAGCGCCCCGCUGAGAGCCAAGAGCCCAUUCCCAUGUGCUGGCCUUUAUUCCAGCCAUUCAAGAGUCAAUAGACACACAUACACACUCACGAACAUUAAAAUGCCACCUCGCUCUCACACUCAUCACCACUGCACAAUAUUAGCCCAGAGAUUAUAACCAUCAGGAGAAUAACAAGAGUUCUUAUUUUGUAAAGUCUGUUAAUUGUCUUUAUUUUAUUUUGUGUUUUAGUUGUUGACAAAACAUUUUAUUACUCUUGAAACAAACAAAGUAUUUUAAAACUUUUGAUCAAAAGCAAAGAGCCUGAUCAGAAAUGGCAAGAAAGCCUAGUGUGUGUACACAUGAAAAAAGUCUGUAAAACACACACACACACAUCUUCUAAGAUGCUUCUCCUUCUGGGUCGCAGGGGGUGUCUGUAAAACACAAAAUUGAAAAUAUAAAUAGAAGAAUGCAGAAUUAUUUACAAGAUGCAAAUGAUAAACAUAUGCAACCUUUAGUAAAGCUAAU
This is a messenger RNA of Pygocentrus nattereri (red-bellied piranha), 8054 nucleotides long. RefSeq names its product cilia- and flagella-associated protein 44. NCBI's taxonomy places the organism in Eukaryota, Metazoa, Chordata, Actinopteri, Characiformes, Serrasalmidae. The record is from RefSeq and is a predicted model, not a curated record. Bases 48 to 5582 code for a protein of 1844 amino acids. The transcript is spliced from 34 exons. Gene Ontology annotation, molecular function: protein binding.